AUGAAGCACGGGUACAUUGGUGAAUUCGAAAUUGUUGAUGAUCACAGAGCUGGUAAAAUUGUAGUAAACCUAACAGGCAGGUUGAACAAAUGCGGGGUAAUUUCUCCUCGUUUUGAUGUACCCAUCAAUGAUAUUGAAAGGUGGACUAACCUGCUUCCCUCUCGACAGUUCGGAUACUUAGUUCUUACAACAAGUGGUGGUAUAAUGGAUCAUGAAGAAGCCAGAAGGAAACAUUUGGGAGGAAAAAUUUUAGGCUUCUUUUUC
Messenger RNA from Iphiclides podalirius (scarce swallowtail), 264 nucleotides. The record is from the annotation of a GenBank genome assembly. Lineage: Eukaryota; Metazoa; Arthropoda; Insecta; Lepidoptera; Papilionidae.